This is a messenger RNA of Silurus meridionalis, 439 nucleotides long. Its product is annotated as cystatin-B-like. Gene Ontology annotation, molecular function: cysteine-type endopeptidase inhibitor activity. The transcript has 3 exons. Bases 127 to 429 code for a protein of 100 amino acids. The record is from RefSeq and is a predicted model, not a curated record. Gene Ontology annotation, cellular component: cytosol. NCBI's taxonomy places the organism in Eukaryota, Metazoa, Chordata, Actinopteri, Siluriformes, Siluridae.
GUAUGUAUUUCCUGUCAGAUGAUUUUGGGAGUGUUGGUUUGUGAUCUACAGCGUGUCUGAUUACCUCGUGGAAAGCUUUAGGAACCUUAAAGUAAUAUAGUUCACUUUUGCCUUCAGACAUAGAAAAUGGAUGUGAUUUGUGGAGGACCUAGUGCGGUGAAGGCUGCCAAUGAGGAGGUGCAGAAGAUCUGUGAUGAGGUGAAGCCCCGUGUGGAGGAAAAAGCAGGAAGAACAUUUAAUGUCUUCACUGCUAAAUCCUACACAAAACAGGUGGUAGCUGGGACGAACUACUUCAUCAAAGUCCAGGUGAGUGAUGUGGAAUGUGUUCACCUGCGUGUCUAUAAGAUGUUACCUCCCGCUGGAGAAAAACUGGAACUUACUGGAAUACAGACACAGAAAUCCCAUCAGGAUGCCAUCGGAUACUUCUGAACAGACGCCC